AUGACAGAGUUUCUAGUGAGUGCUUCAACAGGGCCAAUGAAUUCACUCCUCUGUAAGCUGGUCACACUACUUGGUGACGAGUACAAGCUACUCAAGGGGAUCCGCAAGGAGAUCAGAGCCCUGAGGGACGAACUCAGCAGCAUGAACUCCCUGCUGCACAAGCUCUCAGAGCUCCGCGAUGAGCUUGAUGUCCAGAGAAAGGAGUGGAGGAACAAGGUACGUGAGCUGGCCUACGACAUAGAAGACUGCAUCGACAUUUUCAUGCAUCAGCUUCGUCCUGGCGGUGGUAGCAAGAAGGCUGGAUUGAUCCGCAAGCCCACCAUGAAGAUCAAGAAGCUACGCCGGGGCCGCCGAAUCGCCAUCCAAAUCCAAGAACUCAAGUCCCGUGUUGUGGAGGAGAGCGGUCGACGCGAUCGGUACAAGCUGGUCGACGUGCCCAGUUUCAGCAAGAACAGGCUGGUGGAGAUUGAUCCCCGGCUGCCUGCAAGCUAA
Messenger RNA from Miscanthus lutarioriparius, 492 nucleotides. The record is from the annotation of a GenBank genome assembly. Lineage: Eukaryota; Viridiplantae; Streptophyta; Magnoliopsida; Poales; Poaceae.